Molecule: messenger RNA, 3432 nt
Organism: Centrocercus urophasianus (Greater sage-grouse)
Lineage: Eukaryota; Metazoa; Chordata; Aves; Galliformes; Phasianidae
Gene: CBFA2T2
Product: CBFA2/RUNX1 partner transcriptional co-repressor 2
Biological process (GO): DNA-templated transcription; negative regulation of DNA-templated transcription
Cellular component (GO): nucleus
Molecular function (GO): transcription corepressor activity
Source: RefSeq, a predicted model, not a curated record
GCCGGGCCGCCUGGGCCGCGCCGGGAGCGGGGAGCCGUGCGAUGGUGGGGAUCUCGGGAGGCUGCAAGCUUGCUGGUGAGAAGAGGGUGCCAGUGAUGCCCGGCUCGCCCGUGGAAGUGAAGAUACAGACCAGGUCCUCUCCUCCCAAUAUGCCGCCACUGCCCCCCGUCAACCCUGGCGGCCCUCGGCCCGUCUCCUUCACCCCAGCUGCACUGCCCAACGGGAUGAACCAUUCCCCCCCGACGCUCAAUGGGGCACCAUCCCCACCCCAGCGCUUUGGCAACGGCCCGGCCUCCUCUUCCUCUUCCUCACUGACCAACCAGCAGCUCCCGGCCACGUGCGGCGCACGGCAGCUCAGCAAGCUGAAACGCUUCCUCACCACCCUGCAGCAGUUUGGCAAUGACAUCUCUCCAGAGAUCGGGGAGAAGGUGCGGACCCUGGUCCUGGCCCUGGUGAACUCAACAGUGACGAUCGAGGAAUUUCACUGCAAGCUGCAAGAGGCGACGAACUUCCCCCUGCGGCCAUUUGUGAUCCCCUUCCUGAAGGCCAACCUCCCUCUGCUCCAGAGAGAGCUGCUGCACUGCGCCCGGGCUGCCAAGCAGACGCCGUCCCAGUACCUGGCGCAGCACGAGCACAUCCUUCUCAACACCGCCUCCUCCCCGGCCGACUCUUCGGAGCUGCUCAUCGAGGUGAACGGGAACAGCAAGAGGCACAGCCCUGACAGAAGGGAUGACAGCAGCUUUGAGAGAGAGCCGCUGCCGACGGAGCCGCCUGCCAAGCGUGUGUGCACCAUCAGCCCUGCGCCCCGGCACAGCCCAGCACUCAGCAUCCCAAUGCUGAACCCUGGUGGGCAGUUCCACCCCACCCCACCGCCCCUCCAGCACUACACCUUGGAAGACAUUGCCACCUCCCAUCUGUACAGAGACCCUGGCAAGAUGCUGGAGCACAGGGAGAUCCGGGACAGGCACGGCGGGCUCGGUUUGAAUGGAGGUUACCAGGACGAGCUGGUGGACCACCGCCUGACUGAGAGGGAGUGGGCUGACGAGUGGAAGCACCUCGAUCAUGCGCUGAACUGCAUCAUGGAGAUGGUGGAGAAGACCCGGCGCUCCAUGGCCGUGCUGCGGCGCUGCCAGGAGGCUGACCGUGAGGAGCUCAACUACUGGAAGAGGCGGUGCAGUGAGGCUGAGCCACGCAAGGCUGGGGGGGAGCUGGGCACAGCCAGGCACAGCCCCGGCAGCUCCGACUCCAUCGGCAGCGAUUCACUGCGGGAGUUCGGCAGCAGGUCGGGGCCGGGCUACGUCACCGAGGAGAUAUGGAAGAAAGCAGAAGAAGCCGUGAACGAGGUGAAGCGCCAGGCCAUGUCGGAGGUGCAGAAGGCUGUGGCAGAGGCAGAGCAGAAGGCGUUUGAGAUGAUCGCCUCCGAGAGGGCGCGCAUGGAGCAAACCAUCGCCGACGCCAAGCGCCAGGCCACCGAGGAUGCUUUCCUGGUGAUCAAUGAGCAGGAGGAGUCCACGGAGAGCUGUUGGAACUGCGGCCGCAAGGCCAGCGAGACGUGCAGCGGCUGCAACAUCGCGCGCUACUGCGGCUCCUUCUGCCAGCACAAGGACUGGGAGCGGCACCACCGCAUCUGCGGGCAGAGCCUGCAUGGCCACAGCAAGGGGCUGGCGCUGCCUACAGGGCGCUCGGCCAAGGCCGGGGACGGCGUGCCCAGCCCCAGCAUGGAGAAGAGCUCGGCGGCCACCUCCCGCUCCUCCACGCCCGCAUCUGUGACAGCGAUAGACACGAACGGACUCUAAAGGGGAAGUUUGGGUUCAGCCCGUUUCCUUCGUUGUCCCGGUGGUGUUUUGGUUUUUGAAGUUGGAAAAUAAAACCCACGGGAGCUCGGAUCAGUUGAUGCGUUGGACAAACCCAGGUCACCUCUGUUGGAAGCUUUGCCGCCCCUCCUGCCUUGCGGGGUGCACAGGGAGCUGCAGCACACACCCACAGCAUCUCUGCACCCAUCGCUGCCGAGGAGUCGGGGCUGCAGGCAGGAGUGCUGGGCACACAGAGCCCUGGGCCUUGGCUCAGACACGUGAGCUCCUUCCUUGGGGUGUCCGAAGUCCACUUAUUCAGCCCCAGGUGUGUCUGUCUGUUGUUACCCUGCUCCCAGUGCUGUGUGGUGCUCUGCCCCAGCGGGGCUGCUGUCCCAGCAGGAGCAUCCCAUCCAGCCAUGCAGUGAUAAGGACAGGAUCACCCUGGGGGUGGGGGCACAGCUCCACUCCAGGGACUGCGCUGAGUCCCUCUGUGCCACGCCAGGCAGCAGUGUUGGGUCUGAUGUUGGACCUUUGAAUGCCUGCAGCCCAAAUCUGAAUCCCUCAUGGGUGAUUACUGCCCUUUCCAUCUGGGUGCAGAUAUUUGCUAUGCAGGAAGCGUUGUUCUGUUGCGUGGAAGCUGUUGGUUUGGGAGUUAUUACUGCUUUCAACCACCGAGGCUGCAGUGUGAGCGCUGGGUGCUGUCACAGCCCGCUCUUCCCACACAGCUCCUGCCCCAGAGCCCGACCUGAAGCCGUGGGGCCCAGCACCCUCCGCUGCUCCUCUCAGCUCCUUGCAGCCAGCACUGCCUGGGGAGAAGCUGCUCAGGGCUGAGGGGGCACAGGGCUGUGCUCCAGCACCGUGCUGUCAGCAGUGCAGCAAAGGGAGGAUCCGCAGUGCACCCGCACUGAGCUCAUGCUGUGCUGCACACAAAUGGGACUGAGGAAAGCAUCUGUUCAGUAAAGCUGCAUUUCCAUGACUGGGUUUGUGUGCUCGUUGGGUUGGAGCCCAAUGAGGCAAGUAAUUCCCAAAUUAUUUUUGAUCACUUUUUCCAUUGGAGGCGAAUAAUGGAGAUGCAAGGAAUGAUCCCAGAGCUUGCAGGCGGCGUGCUGGGCUCGAGCAGCAACAACAGCCUGCAGGGAACGCUGCUGUGGGAGCUGCUCUGCAGCUCAGCCCUGCCUCUGCAGGGGAUUAUCUUGCAAAAUAAAGCCCCAAAGUCUCCCAGUUCUCAUGGAGCAGCCGGGGUCAGCCCAGCCCAGGGCCUGCAGUGUGAGGGCCGAGUGCUGCCUGCGUGUGUACAUAGACCGUCUUCCAUCGUCCUCAUGCAGCUUUGGUGGCUGUGUAUUAAAAUUAACCCCAGUGUAAAUGAGUACAAUACUAACAGUCAUGAUUAGAAUAAUUAUUUUUUUUAAACACGUAACGAUACACGUGAACUUUGGACAUGGGCAGACUUGAGGGACUGAGUUUUCUAUUUUUCCUUUUUUUGUUUUUUGUUUUUUGGACAUUUAAUUCUGUAAUAGGAAUUUGUAUUUCAUUCCUGUGCAUAACUUAUUUAAUGUACUGUAUAAAGGAACCCAAACUGUUACAGAUGUAUUUAGUUUGUUCUACUCAAAAGUAGUCAAUAAAAAGACUCUCCUCAUCA